GGGCGCUACGGGCACUACCUCCGCUCAUGGAAAACAACAAUUUCUGACCACUCUCUUUCUCCAUUUCUAUCCUCCAGCGGGGCCUUGAACGGCCACAGCGAUCGCACUUUCACUACUGUCAAGGCCCAGUUCAGCCUUCCCCAAAUGCUAGUCGAGACGAACAAUAGUGUCCUAAGUCUGCCCAUCCAAGAAAGGCAUGCCUCACCGCUCACUACUGACACGACGUACUCGCACUCUCACGCCCAGUCCGCUAACCUUGAUAGUUCCAUUUGUUCGUUCCAUUCCCAUGACAACCCAAACAACCCAAACAGACCGACCCGGACGACCUCCGAUGAUCUGAAGAGCUUGGUCAGGUUCAAGAUCCAAUCAGAGGAAUUGAGGAUCACAUGGAAGGGCUUGGGCUAUGACGGGACGUGGUUGGAUUCACCUUGGAACGGUUGCGUGCGUGUCCGUGGACCACACUGUGGUCCUGUGCCACUCUUGAGCAGAUCGAUCAAGUCAGCCGCUUGGGCAUUGAAUCCGGUGAUCCCUCAUCAUCAUGGAAGACGAUGAACUCGAGGACGAACGUCCCGUGUUUGAAAGUGGCGAGAUGAUUGAUUUCUCGGACAAUGGCGAUAACUCGUAUCGAAUUGACGAUCUCAUAGGCGAAGGCAGAUGUUGCGUGGUUUACUCGGCUCACAGUGUUCGCGACAACAGCCGGGUGGCCAUCAAGUUCUUUAAACGAGGCAGUUCCUACGAAGGGGCUCUCCAAAGAGAGCAAUACAUUCUGGAGAUGUUCAAAGACCCGGCGCAUAAACUGGUCACUUCGUUUGGCUUCCACGACUUCAAGGGCCUUCACUGUCAGGUGAUGGAGUUGCUCCAUUGCAACAUACGGCAAGUGAUCUUCAAAAACGACCGACGAGGCCUGUCGCCUUGGACGUUACAAAAAUUUGCUCGAGACAUCUUGACGUCGCUCUGCUCGCUACAUUCCUCUCAAUUUGUUCACGCGGAUCUGAAGCCGGCGAAUAUCAUGUGGAGCGCAAAUGAAGGCUGCUUCAAAUUACUCGACUUUGGACUUACGUUCCACACCUCCGAGCUUGAUUUGCACCAAAUACAAACGAAAAGUUAUCAAGCCCCGGAAGCUGCGAAGUGGAACGCCUACAAGGAUAAUUUGAAAAGGCAGAGAAAGCGCAAACUCCAAGGCACAUUCGGGGAGCUCAAUCGUUUAUCUGAAAACGGCAGAGUGCCAUCAAAUGAGGUGGCCAAAGCCAAAGAGCUAUGGCCGUCCGAAUCUAGUGGGAUCUUCACCACCUCGGAGAUCUCACCUCCAUGUACCUCACCCACAGAUGGGCCUCCCAAUUCUCAUGUGCUUCCCUCCAUGAUCCCAGACAUUCCACCCGACACUUUGGAUCGAGCCCUCUGUUCUUCCAUCAAAACAAGCACGUCCGAUCUCUCCACGAGUGAGACCAAUGGAAGUAGCACACCGUUACUUCAAUCUCGUCGUCAUUCGACCAUUUACAUGGGUCUUCCCGGCGGCAGUCCGAGUUGUGAAUCGAACAGUUGGCGGCAGCCUCGUCGCCAAUCAGCCGCCAUGGGCUUUGGCCGGAUGAUGCUUCCGCCUCCUCCAUCGCGUCCUCCACCCCCAAUUGUUCCCACAGAGGCCGUGGACAUGUGGUCAUUUGGAUGCUUACUCUUCGAAAUGGUCACCGGAUCCAAAUUGAUCCGGGCUGGUGAUAAGUUAGUGAAUGUAUUGCGACCCGCUCAAGUGAUGGAGAUGCGGAUUGGUGAGGCGGAGAUGCGCUUAUCUGACCACCAUCAAGAAGCUUUGUACGAGGCGGUCAAGGAUUUGAUUACCCGAUGCUUGGACGACGAUCCUGACACGAGGAUCUCGUCCCAUCAAGCCCUGCAGCAUGACUUUUUAAUGUUUAGAACGAUGCCCAAGAUCAAGGAGAUGGUACUUUUACCAUCAAAUAUCCUAAUGUUAACCGACAUCCUCAAGGAUAAGCAAGGUGUAUCCGAGAGCGAAAUAACAGACAUCUUGAGCGAUAUUCGAUCGCGAGCUGAGGAUUUCGGUCCCGUGACCGAAUGUCAGGCUCAAGGGAACCACGUCUACUUGGAAUUCGAGGAAACUAACGUGAGCGAGAGUGUCUAUCGUGGUUUAAUUGGUCGCACCUUUGACCACCGUACAGUGGUUCCCUUGUUUUAUCCCUUUGAACUGUGGACACGACGUGUGUUUUUACUUUGAGACUUGCUAACAACAGUACGCUUGUAUUUGUUUGUGAAUGUCCAGCCAGGAGGUGUGGCUGGUCCUCUAGGACCUCAAUUUGAACAAACCCCCAAACAUACAUCAACGUGUUAUCCAAAAUAUGUGGAAUCACAAUACAUACUUGUCAUUGUCAGAUAAACAUGAAUACAACUACCUAUUAAUAUUA
Molecule: messenger RNA, 2411 nt
Organism: Tigriopus californicus
Lineage: Eukaryota; Metazoa; Arthropoda; Copepoda; Harpacticoida; Harpacticidae
Product: serine/threonine-protein kinase Kist-like
Exons: 7
Coding region: 539-2224 (561 amino acids)
Biological process (GO): regulation of protein export from nucleus; positive regulation of translational initiation; peptidyl-serine phosphorylation
Cellular component (GO): neuronal ribonucleoprotein granule; nucleus
Molecular function (GO): protein serine/threonine kinase activity; ribonucleoprotein complex binding; ATP binding
Source: RefSeq, a predicted model, not a curated record